AAACGCAAACGAGGGGGAAGACUAAUUGCGGGAAGGAGGAGGCAGAAUUAAAGACGAACGGGAUAGAAUGUGGAAAAUUGCGGCGGCGUUUGAGUUAAGGUGUGACCCGAGCAAUUGGAAAAACUUUCAGAAGCAGGCAAUAAAGUGGAGUAAGUACUGUACAAGAAAUAUUGGAACUUCUGUUUCAUCAUCUUCAUGUGGUCUUGAGAAGGAUCCAAGCAAGCCAUCUAUUCAAGAACUUGCCGAUGCACGAGUGAUAUACAGUGUAGCCCGUGCAAUGGGUCAUAACAAGGAAUCACAUCCAGAGUCCCAUCUAAGAGUUCCUGCAAUUGUGAGCGCCCUUAAAAAGAUGAAGCUCACUUCAAAGUUCCGUGGUACAGAUAUAGUUGAACUCACAAAUUUCAAGCCCGCUUCGGUGGAUGACAUUGCAAAGGUUCAUUGCAAAGAUUAUAUUGCUGGUCUCGAGCAGACUAUGGAUGAGUUGGCCAAAAAUAGAAAGGCUAAGAGUAAGGGUGCUGAAACGGGCUUCACACACAUCGAUAAAUCAGGGCCAACAUAUGCUACUGCCAGUACAUUCAAGGAUUCGCUUUGGGCAGCUGGAGCAGCACUAGCCGUGGUUGAUGCAGUGGUUGCAGCAUCAGAAAAGAGCUUGAAUCCUCCAACUGGAUUUGCUCUGAUAAGACCUCCGGGGCAUCAUGCUUUACCAACAAGUGCUAUGGGGUUUUGUGUGUUUGGCAAUGUGGCCAUUGCGGCGCGCCAUGCGCAGCUUGCGCAUGGACUAAAGCGAGUAUUUAUCAUUGACUUUGAUGUUCACCAUGGGAAUGGGACAAGUGAUGUUUUCUAUGAAGAUCCAGAUGUGUUCUACUUGUCCACUCACCAAGAAUUGAUUUUUCCAGGCACGGGUAUAAUUCCCGAGGUAGGUUAUGGAGACGGUGAGGGUGCAACGCUGAAUUUGCCUUUGCCCAAAGGCUCAGGAGAUUAUGCCAUGAGGAGUGUGUUUGAUGAAGUCAUUGUGCCCUGUGCUCAGAGGUUCAAACCAGAUAUAAUUCUUGUCUCCGCCGGGUAUGACGGUCACGUUCUUGACCCGCUAGGGGAUUUGCAGUUCACGACGGGAACGUAUUACAAGCUGGCCUCAAAUAUCAAACAGCUCGCCAAAGAUCUGUGCGGGGGCCGCUGCGUUUUUUUCCUGGAGGGAGGAUAUAACAUUGAUUCUCUGGCAAAUUCUGUGGCGGAAUCUUUCAGAGCCUUGCUUGGAGAGAAGAGCUCGGCGAGCGAGUUUGAUAACCCUGCCAUCCUGGCUGCAGAGCCAUCCGCCAAGGUGAUCAAGAAAGCGAUUCGGAGCGUUAAAUCCAUACACUCCCUCUGAAUCAUCAUCAUCUAACAUAUGAAGUCUAUGGGGAAUACCAUUCUUGAAAUACAUUUAAAUUUUUUUACUAAUCCCAAGAAAAUUAACAAAAAUUAUUAACUUUUUUAGACUUUUAAAAUGACACAAGUCUUACUUGCCUAGUUCUAUGUCACACAAAAGACUUCUAGAUUGGCUAAUUUUGACUUUUGAUGAAUCCUUAAUACUCAUCUAUGGUGCAUAUAUGUUCUUCCUUUUACGAUAUAAAGAAAGUAUGAAAAACCAC
This is a messenger RNA of Cuscuta campestris, 1628 nucleotides long. The record is from the annotation of a GenBank genome assembly. Lineage: Eukaryota; Viridiplantae; Streptophyta; Magnoliopsida; Solanales; Convolvulaceae.